This is a messenger RNA of Gambusia affinis (western mosquitofish), 4232 nucleotides long. It is a transcript of the gene fam13b, whose product is annotated as family with sequence similarity 13 member B. Bases 452 to 3475 code for a protein of 1007 amino acids. The transcript has 24 exons. Lineage: Eukaryota; Metazoa; Chordata; Actinopteri; Cyprinodontiformes; Poeciliidae. The record is from RefSeq and is a predicted model, not a curated record. Gene Ontology annotation, biological process: signal transduction.
GGUGUGUGCGAGAGGAGGCGAGUCUCUCUAGGCAUCGACUUGCAAACGGGCAUCUCAGCCAGUCCGAGCAGAAAAAGGAAAACCAGGAACCGCUGUAAUUUCGAGCCUUUUUUGCGAUGUUCUCGACGACAUUUCUUCGUCGUCUGCUUUGAUCCCGUCGAAGUCUCCGUCUGUUCGGACGCCAGCCACAUAAAGAACCGCGGAAAUUGAUGCGUGUUGCUCCGCGGUGCUGUUUGUUUUGACCUGUGAAGCUAGAAGGGAAUCCUGCUAGAGGAUCAGCGGUCUGUCAAUGAGGAACUACCGGCUCAUCUUCUGCCACAACCUGAAGCAGCCAUAGAUGGUCCAGUGGUUCACUGGCCAGAGGAGGAGAGGAUAGGACACACUGUCACUGCUACACGACGUAAGGUUUCAGCGGAAUUGUGGUGAGGAGGAGGUGGCGGAGGAAGAGGCCAUGAGGAAGAGCGUGUCUCCGUUGCCAGGCAACGAGGGCGAGGGCUCAGCCAGCACCGCUCGGGUUUUUGGCGUUCCUUUGGAGGAAGUGACGCGCGCGCACACAGUCAGCGGCCAUGAGGUUCCUGCACUGGUCAAACACAUCGUUGACUACAUCGAGGAGCACGGUCAGCUGGACUUGGAGGGGCUCUUCCUGGUUAACGGCAACGCGGAGCGAGUAGACUGGCUGCGUCAGCGCUACGACAGCGGCGAGGAGGUGGAGCUGGAAAAGGAGGCUGAUCUGGCAUCAGCGGUUAGUUUGCUCCGCCUCUUCCUGCAGGAGCUUCCUGAACCUGUCAUACCAACGGCUCUGCAAGGACACAUCCUGCAGCUCUACCAAGAUUACAGCAAUGAGGAGGAGCUGUGCAGAAACCUGAAGUACCUGCUGCAGCAGCUGCCCCAUGUGAACUACGGGCUGCUCCGCUUCCUGUGCCGCUUCCUGGCCAGCGUGGCUUCCCUCCAGCCGGACAGCUGGACCGUCGGGGCGCUGGCCGCCGUCUUUGGACCCGACAUCUUUCAUCUGUCCGCUGAGAGGGAGGACAUUCAGGACCAGGAGUCGGUUAGCAGAGUCCUGGCUGAGCUGCUGGACAACCAGGAGGGACUGUUCGACUCGGAGGAUGAUGACGUGUCCACCACCAACGACUACAGCUCCAUCAACGAACAGAUCACGGAGUUGUUGGACGAUGAGAAGUGCGAAGCAGAAUGUGAAGAACUGCCGCAGGACGGGGAGGAAGGACCCGCCGCCUCCGACUCACACAGCCACACCGACGACGGCCGCACAGCCAGCUCCCACCUCUCCCCCAUGUCCAUCCUGCCUGCUGACUCUGCUGAGAUAAUUCAGAGGAGCAUCAGGGCUGCAGUGGAGCAGCACUUCUUUGAGCUGAAAACCAACAUCAGCAGGAGGAUGAGUCCCUCCGAGCCUGAAGAGCAGGGUUGCCAUGACGACGAGGAGGAAGAGGAAGAACAACAAACUGACCCCGAGGACAGUCCCUGCGAUGCAAAGAGGGAGACCCCGCUCGAACCGAGCGAGAGCGACGCAGAGAAUUCAUUGGGGGCCGGCGGCGUGGAGGAGAGCUCAGGAAUGGAUCUGGAUCCAGAAGCUGCCAAAGAUGCUGGGAAGAACUUCAACACUGCCAGGCAGGACAAUCAGCCGCUGGACGCGAUGGAGCAGAUGGUCACCAUCAGCUGUGAUUUGUUUGGCUGCGAUCAGAACGCCAACACCAGCGAGGCCAACAGGAACCGCCUGUCGCCGUGCCAACCACGCUCCGCCCCCCACAGCCCCGACCUCCAGCUGUUCCCAGAUGACCGGUGGGAGGCGUCACCUCUUUCCCAUCUCCACCUCCCUCCCAUCGACUUCUCAUGUAUGCACCUGCAGAAAGAAGGCCAAGACCCGGUUCCGGCGUUCAAAUCCUGGCAGGAUGACACGGACAGCGGCGAGGCGCAGCUGUCGCCGCUCGCCGGACGCCUGGUUCCGCUGCCGCUGGUGGGCAACGGCGAGGAGGACGACGGCGACGGACUGCAGGACGACUCGCCGUCCUCUUCGCGCUCGCACCCGCACAUCCUGGCCCGCCGCUUCCUGGACUUCGGAGCGCACAGCACCCAGCGCUUCCUGCAGCAGGACGCGGACGCCGCCUCGCCCUGCAAGGCGCAGCGGCCGCGGCGCGCCUCGUUCGGCUCCAGGGAGACCAUGAGGGGAGAUUCGGUGACCCAUCAGCUCACCAAGAAGCUGCAGCAUCUGAAGAAGAAAAUCAAACAGUUUGAGGAGCAAUUUGAGAAGGAGAGGAACUACAAGCCGUCUCACGCAGACAAGGCAGCGAACCCCAAAGUCCUGAAGUGGAUGACCGACCUGACGAAGAUCCGCCGACAGAUUAAAGGACGCCAGCACCUCCUUUCCCCCAGAAGCUCGCUGAGGCACCAGGCUUUGCUCCAUUCACGCCACGCUGCCCCCCCCUCCUCUUCCUCACCCCCCCACCUCACUCCCCCCCUCCCGCUCCACCCCGCCUCAGCCUCUAGACCGUGUCACCUCAACGCCAAACACUGUGCGGAGAGCGAGCUGGGCCCGCAGACCCGUCCCCGUAGCAACACCCUCCCCAAGAGCUUCGGCUCCACGCUGGAGCAGGGCGGCCACGACGCGGCGGGGGAAGUCCGGGGCCCGCGCCCCACCAAAGAAGAAACACUGGAGCUGAUCCAGUGCCGCGUCAAAGGGAAGCGGCAGGAGGACGGCUGGCCGGACGACAUCAAGAAGAUGACCAAAGAGCAGCUGUCCUGUGAGAAGAUGGUCCUUCAGAAGAACUUGCUGCACUACGAAGGCCUCCAUGGUCGACCAGUGACCAGAGAGGAGCGGCUGGUGGUGAAGCCUCUCUACGACCGCUACAGGCUGGUCAAGCAGAUGCUGGCGAGAGUCAGCAUCAGUCCAGUAACGGUGUCGCCCUCCAGCAAGAGGCGCAGCCAAACCCUCCAGCCAAUCAUCGAGGGAGAAACCGCUCACUUCUGGGAAAUCAAAGAGGAGGAAGAGGAGGAGCAGAAAGGUGGCGAGGAGGAGGAAAAGGAGGAGCGGGAGGAAGAGGAAGACGAGGAGGAAGAGGGCGAGAGCAGCGGCGGAGAGAUGCAGAGCUCCGAGGUCAUCAUGGCCUUGGAGGCCGUGACCCCGAGCGGCGGGUCGGUGAGGAGCCAACCGGAUGGGCUGAGCGACAAGAUGGAGGAAGGGUCCGGGCGGCUGGCGCUGGACCUGCGCCUGUCCAGCUCCAACGCCUCGUCCAUGCCAGAGCUGCUGGAACAGCUGUGGAAGGCCAGAUCAGAGAAGAAGAAACUGAGAAAGACGAUCCGAGAAUUCGAGGAAGAUUUCUAUCAGCAUAACGGGAGGAACGUCCAGAAGGAGGACCGGGUGCCGAUGCUGGAGAAAUACCGCGAGUACAAACGGAUCAAGGCCAAGCUCCGCCUCCUGGAGGUCCUCAUCAGCAAACAGGAUUCCUCCAAGUCCAUCUAGGUUUCUGUCGGAUAACCGCUGUCAUCGCACACGGCGCCACCUGCAGGACGCCGCUAUGAACUCUUCAUCAACAACACUUCACAUGUUGAGGGAAAAAAAACAUUUUUCAGACGUUAUUUUAUGGUUUGCAGAGAAACUUUGGGAAAUCUUCCUGUUUGUUUGUGUUUUGUUGGGUUUGCUUCAUCACACUGCCGGCGUAGCGGGGAGGGGAGCGACUUCCUGCUGGCAGGUCGAACGACACGCAGGAGGCUGGAGGAACGUCUCCGAGUUUCAGAGUGCUGGGAGGGGCAGGAAGGGUCCGAUGUAAAAAAUGUUAUUUGCACAGCAUUCCCAGAAUGCAGCCCCUCUGUUGUUUCCAUUUGUAUUUCUAGAAAUUAAGCACUACUUCUAUACAAAUAUCAAUAUACUGUACAUAAAACCAGAAAAAAUGAAUGUCAGACAUGUUUAAAUUAUUUCACAGUUGGCCCCUUUUAGGUUUAUAUGUGAUGUUUUUUUAUUAUCCAUACUGCUAAUGUUCCUACAUUAACCUUUUGUAUGUAACCCCAACAUGUCGUCGCUCUGUGUAAUAUAAGCUAAUAUAGCAGUACUGUAGUCGGCUUGCAUGGCAGCACAGAUCUUAUCCAACACCAACUCUUCUCAUUAUUUGUGCCAUGAAGAAGCAGCAAUAAUAAAAGUUUGCAUCAGACAUAUUUUAACAGGUUUCAGCUCCGUGUCAAUAUUUUCCAACAUUAAAAAGUGUUUUUGACUCGUCAGAAAA